Salvelinus namaycush (lake trout) is the source of this 1407-nucleotide messenger RNA. RefSeq names its product BAR/IMD domain containing adaptor protein 2 like 2b (gene baiap2l2b). NCBI's taxonomy places the organism in Eukaryota, Metazoa, Chordata, Actinopteri, Salmoniformes, Salmonidae. Gene Ontology annotation, cellular component: nucleoplasm; cytosol. The coding region runs from base 1 to 1407 and encodes 468 amino acids. Gene Ontology annotation, biological process: actin filament bundle assembly; positive regulation of actin filament polymerization; actin crosslink formation. Gene Ontology annotation, molecular function: protein binding. The transcript is spliced from 14 exons. The record is from RefSeq and is a predicted model, not a curated record.
AUGUCGGGGGCGAACAGUGAUCAGUUACAUAGGUCUACAUUGUCUGUUUACACGAACCUGAUGGAACAGUUCAAUCCAGGUCUACAGACGCUAGUUACAUUAGGAAACAGCUAUGCCAAGGCUUUCCAAGCCUUGGCUGUUACCAGUGAGGCCUACUUUAGUGCUGUAGCGAAGAUGGGAGAACAAGCCCUUCACACACUCUCCUCUCGCUCACUUGGAGAUGUCCUGGUACAGAUAUCUGAUACGCAGAGAAGACUCACAGCUGAGAUGGAGGGAGUGUUUCGAUGGUUCCAGGUAGAAGUUUUACAGGCCAUGGAGAAGAAUGUCAAGUUGGAUGAAGAGUACAUUGACGGCAGUCGCAGGGUGUAUGAGCUGGAGGUGAGGAACCAGGCAGAAGCUCUGGAGAGACAGCUGAGAAGAGGAGCCUUCAGAGACUCACUGGAGCACAGUGAGUACAUGCAGUACCUGAGACAGAGUCAACAUGACAUUAUGAAGGAGGAGGAGAGGAGGUAUCGCUUCCUGGCAGAGAAACACUGCGGACUGACACAGUCACUGCUCUUCCUCAUCAACAAGACAGGGGCUUCCCUACAGCAGAAGGCUGAUGGAUGGAAGGAGAAAGUGAACGAGACACGAGGCUCCAGACCCCGUAGCCCCACCCACCCUGACCAGGAAGAACAGCUGUGUGGCUCAGUGAGCUCUCUGCUGCAGACAGUAGAUGAGGACAGAGACAUGUCUUGGGCCAGGAGAGAACAGCAGGCCCUGGGGAGAGUGCCCUCUAGAGCCCCGUCCCCCCUCCACAGCCGAUCCCGCUCCUCCUCAGUGGGUGAGUCUCUUGGUCUGGGUGGGGGUAGGACCAUGAGAGCCCUGGUGUCCCACCCGCCCUCCUCCAACCCCAAACUCCUACCCUUCACCCGGGGAGAGAUGGUUACCGUGUUGGUCCAGGAGCCGAGGAAUGGGUGGCUGUAUGGAAGAACGGAUAGCAGCCUACGCCAGGGCUGGUUCCCAGCAGCUUAUGUUGCUUCUAUUGAGGAGUUCUCUAACCUCUUGGGGUCAAGUGGUACUUCCUUGAGGAGCCACAGCAUGAACAACCUAUUGGAUCCCUCUGACACCUCCAUGGACCAAUCAGAAAAGGCCUACGGUGAUGUCGUGCCCCCUGCCACACCCACUCGCAGGGCCUCCGUCGACUUCCGACCAAUCUCUCCCCUCCCUGAGAGGAUGGCGGAACCAGAGAUUGUGACGAGAACAAAUAGCCUGAAGGGCUAUAGCGAGCUCCCGCCCCCUCCUCCUCCGCCCCCGCCACCCCCUCAGCCAACAACAGUGCUCCGGAGGGGGGGAACCAAUCCCUUUGCGACAGUGAAGCUUAAACCAACAACCACCAGUGACAGAUCAGCACCCAGGACUCACUGA